AUGUCCUAGGGAAGAAUGGCCCCAGAGAAUGACUCUUCAGUGACCGAGUUCAUCCUGCUGGGUUUAACACAGGAGCCAGAACUCCAGCUGCCUCUCUUUUUCAUUUUCUUAGCAAUUUAUGUGGUCACUGUGGUGGGGAACGUUGGCUUGAUUAUUCUUAUUGGCCUGAACCCUCACCUGCACACUCCCACGUACUAUUUUCUCUUCAAUCUUUCCUUCCUUGAUCUCUGCCACUCCUCUGUCAUUACUCCUAAAAUGCUGAUGAGUUUUGUGAGCCAGAACAUCAUCUCUUAUGCAGAGUGCAUGACUCAGCUCUGCUUCUUCUCCUUCUUUGUUAUUGAUGAGUGCUGUAUUUUGACGUCAAUGGCCUAUGACCGAUACGUGGCCAUCUGUAAGCCCCUGCUUUACAAGGUCUCCAUGUCCCAUCAGGUCUGCCUCAUGCUGACGGUGGGUGUAUACAUGAUGGGGCUUGUGGGUGCCAUGGCCAAUACUGGGUGCGUGCUGCGAUUCUCCUUCUGUGAUGGAAACAUCAUCAAUCACUACAUGUGUGACAUUCCUCCUCUCCUCCAGCUCUCCUGCACAAGCACCUCCAUCAACGAGCUGGUGGUUUUCAUUGUGGUGGGUGUCGAUGUCAUAGUGCCCAGUGUCACCAUCUCCAUUUCUUACACCUUGAUCCUCUCCAACAUCCUCCACAUCCGUUCUGCAGAGGGCAGAUCCAAAGCCUUCAGUACCUGCAGCUCCCACAUAAUCAUGGUUUCUCUUUUCUUUGGAUCAGCCGCAUUCAUGCAUCUCAAGCCUUUUCCUGCUAGGUCUCUGGAUGAAGAUAAAAUGUCCACAGUUUUUUACACCAUUGUGGGGCCAAUGGUGAAUCCUUUCAUCUACAGUUUGAGGAACAAAAAUAUCCAAGUUGCAGUGAGUAAGACUUUGAAGAAAAUGGAGUUCCAAAUGAAGUUUGUUACUAUUUGUUAGUAUUAUUUGUUACUAAUAAUUAGUAUUAUUUGUUACCAAUAAUUGGUACUAUUUGUUACUAGCAAUUGUUACAAAUAUUUCUCUUUCCCUCCCCUGUGAGAACCAAGAUAGUUCUUUCUCAGAUCUUCACUGUGAGAACCUACUAGGGUGUUUUACGGGUAAAAUCCAAGAAAGUGUGGCAGUCCCCUAAAACUGUGGCUCCUAUGGUGUGUUGCAAGUCUUUGAGGUUGCAAAGAGUCAGGUAUGACUUAGUGACUGAAUA
This is a messenger RNA of Odocoileus virginianus texanus, 1231 nucleotides long. The record is from RefSeq and is a predicted model, not a curated record. Lineage: Eukaryota; Metazoa; Chordata; Mammalia; Artiodactyla; Cervidae.